Messenger RNA from Diaporthe amygdali, 1137 nucleotides. RefSeq lists its product as uncharacterized. The coding region runs from base 1 to 1137 and encodes 378 amino acids. The record is from RefSeq and is a predicted model, not a curated record. NCBI's taxonomy places the organism in Eukaryota, Fungi, Ascomycota, Sordariomycetes, Diaporthales, Diaporthaceae. The transcript is spliced from 3 exons.
AUGACCUCGCAGCAGCCUCGGACACAAGACGGCCACCCAGUGCCUCGUGUCGCGCUCCGAUGUCGAAGGUGCCAGACCCGCGUCGCACGCCGGCUGCCUUGCGAGCCCGGCACCGUCUUCUCCUGGUCCGACAAUCCCCACCUCCAGGUGCAGAAGGCCAUCGACCACAGGCCCUUGCUACUCGUCGACUCCAGCAAGGAGGAGCACGUCCUCGAGUUCGCGAGCGUCGACCUCCGCGAUGACGAGUGCUUCCGCGCCUGGCGGUCCAGGUUCUUCUUCGAUCUGAUGGGAUCGAGGGACCUGCCCCAGCGCUGCCUCACCGACGAGGCCCCACUGGGCGCCGCGCUCCAGUUCCGCUGGCGCGAAAACCUCCACCUGGUCCGGGACGACUUUGCCUACCUCAUGGACGCGUCAGGCGAUGCCGCCUGGGACAUCAAGACACUGACCAUCGUCGACACGAGCGGCACCGCCCACAGCCUCGCCUUUGGCACCGGCACAGACAGCGGCUGCCGCGUCGAGAAGUGGCGCACGCAGACCAUUAACAACACCAUUAAGAGCUUCAGGAGGGUCUUUGGAACACCCCCUCCCGCCGGCGUCCUUCAAGAUGAGGUUUUUGAGAGCACGGUCGAUUCCUACGUCAGAGGCAGCCACGCCGGCCGCUUCCUGUCGCUGGACGAACACCUCGAGAACAUCCAGCGCCUCGUCGUGCCGAAGCUCGCCUCGUCUGGGCUGCGGCCCGAGAUAUCCGGCCCCAACUUCCCCGACUUCUUCCGCGGCGCGGUCGCGAGGUCCCCAAGGCUCCAGACGCUCAUGAGGCGGCUCCCAUGGGCGCGCCGCAUCGACCGCCCGUUCUCCCGCGACGCCAGGACGGGGUUCCUCCGCCGCCUCGUCGCAGAGUACGUCGCCACCUGCGAGCACGGCAAGAACUUCGCGCACCACGCCUACAACAUAUGGAGGCUCUACGGCGACGCCUUCCUGGACCACACGCUCCCCCGGUUCAGGAGGAGGCUCCUCGCGGACGCCGAGGCCAGCAAGCCGCUCGCUCGCUUCUUGAGGCCACAGGACCAGCGGUACCGGUACGGGGACACGGGCAAGCGCCAGGAGCCCGCUCCCGACACAGCGCCAAUGGCGGUCUAA